Messenger RNA from Oryza brachyantha (malo sina), 879 nucleotides. RefSeq lists its product as uncharacterized. The record is from RefSeq and is a predicted model, not a curated record. Bases 55 to 606 code for a protein of 183 amino acids. The transcript is spliced from 4 exons. NCBI's taxonomy places the organism in Eukaryota, Viridiplantae, Streptophyta, Magnoliopsida, Poales, Poaceae.
AAAAACAAUCAUUUUCUCAAAAGAAAAAAAAGUCUGAAGAAAUCAAAGGCAGCAAUGGCGACGAGGUGCGUCUCUUCCCUCGCCCUCCUCUCCCCCACCCCGUCCCCCUCCAGCUCCGGGAAGGCCUGCGUCCCCUCCGCCGCCGCGCACCGUCGCCCCAGGACCCGCCUUUCGGUGGCCACCGGCGGGGAGCAGCUCGUCACUGCGCAGGAGGCGUCCCAGGAACCUGAUUAUGGAGUUGUUAGUGUUCAUCAUGUUGGAAUCCUAUGUGAAAAUCUUGAAAGGUCGAUGGCCUUCUACAAGGACCUCCUUGGUCUUAAGGUGAAUCCUGCUAGGCCAACUGACAAACUUCCGUACAGAGGUGCUUGGCUCUGGGUUGGUUCUGAAAUGAUUCACUUGAUGGAGCUGCCAAAUCCUGAUCCAUUGACAGGGCGCCCAGAGCAUGGGGGACGUGAUCGUCAUACCUGUAUAGCAAUCAAAGAUGUAUCGAAGUUAAAAGAAAUAUUUGACAAAGCUGGAAUCAGAUACACUCUCAGCAAGUCAGGGCGACCAGCCAUCUUCGCUCGGGACCCCGACGAAAAUGCACUGGAGUUCACACAAGUGUGAAAACUGAACCUUGCAUUUUUCAACAAGAAGAGCUCAUAGCCUUACUGCAGCAACCAAUAUCUGGCUGGGGAAAAACUGCUUGUACAUAUCACCGUAUCAGUCAACUGGGUUACUACAUGAUGAUAGAUUGAUAGUAAUAAACUUGUAUGUUGAUAUCGAACCCCUGGAAAUAUUUUCAGAUGGGUUUGUACAUUCAAGUGUAUUGUUACUGACAGAUGAAUCUUGUAAACUUCCCGUUUCGAGAUUAGUACACAUAUACACUCCUCAUUCUAA